Colletotrichum higginsianum IMI 349063 is the source of this 546-nucleotide messenger RNA. Its product is annotated as Glutathione s-transferase. The record is from RefSeq and is a predicted model, not a curated record. The transcript is spliced from 2 exons. The coding region runs from base 1 to 546 and encodes 181 amino acids. NCBI's taxonomy places the organism in Eukaryota, Fungi, Ascomycota, Sordariomycetes, Glomerellales, Glomerellaceae.
AUGUCUUCCACGGAACCCGUUGCCCUCUACAGCCACGGCACGCUCAGUCUCGGUUUUAGCCAGCUUAAUGACAAUCGCCCCAAAGGCCACACCCCUGACCCGGCGAAAGUGGCCAUGAUCCUGGAGGAGCUCGAGCUCUCCCCUGUGAGAAUGCGCGUUUGUCCCGGCCCAGAGAGCAAACAAACAAAAAACGACGCUGAAUGGCAAAGCGACCAUGCUGACAGAGACGACCACAGGAAGGCCAUGGUCGGUCUCGCCGUCGUCAAGGAGGAAUCUUACGUCUUCAUCCAUCCCAACCGCCGCCUGCCGGCCCUUAGGGGACCCGUACUCGGGGGCUCGCCCUCUCGGAGUCCGGCGCCAUUAUUGAAUUGCCUUGUCGAGACUUACAAAGCCAACGGCAGGGUCUUGCAUCCGUCGUCGCCGCAACAGUUUCUCGUGAAGAAGCAGCCGUGUUUCCAGAUAUCGCGCCAGGGCCCCUACUUUGGCCAGCUCAGCUGGUUCAAGAUCCUCUACUCAGAGGACGUUCCUAGCGCAAAGCAGCGCUAA